CGCCCCGCCAUUUGACUCACAAAAUUUGUUUGUCCCCUUUCUGUUCCACAUUUCUGAAUUCCACGAUCAUAUCCUUAAACCCCCUCCCUGCUCCAAACCUAUCACAGAUGGAAAAUACCAAUACCAACCUCAGCAUCAUAUCGAGGGAGAAGCUGGACCAGGUGGCCACCUGGGUGAGCACCACCGUCAUCUCCGCCUUCUUUUCCUCCCUCGAGAGGUGUUCUUGCGUCAACCUCACCACCACCGAAUUCGAUGAUGACGAGGACGACGCCAAUGAUCGCCCUCUCACCCUUUCCGCCGCUCCCCACCCCAACGACAUCGUUUAGCUCAUCUCCCUCGUCGGUAUCUCGUAUUGAUUCACCUCCUUCCUUCCUGUUAGGUUUGUUCUUUUUCAUUAACAAAAAGGGCAAAAACUGAGAAAAACUAUAUGUAUAUUGUUCCUUCUGGUUCUUGUGUCUGUUUCUGGAGUAUUUAAUUAUUAUGUAUUUAUAAUGAACCAAAUUUAUGUAAUUUCAAACUGCUCCUCUUUGUAUUCUGUUUAAUUUUGUUCUCUUAAUUGAAUUCUGAUAUCAUUUUGUUAAAA
This is a messenger RNA of Carica papaya (papaya), 583 nucleotides long. RefSeq lists its product as uncharacterized. Lineage: Eukaryota; Viridiplantae; Streptophyta; Magnoliopsida; Brassicales; Caricaceae. The record is from RefSeq and is a predicted model, not a curated record.